Molecule: messenger RNA, 882 nt
Organism: Ostreobium quekettii
Lineage: Eukaryota; Viridiplantae; Chlorophyta; Ulvophyceae; Bryopsidales; Ostreobiaceae
Source: the annotation of a GenBank genome assembly
AUGAGUGCCGCAAUGAAAAUGAGUAUGCCCAGAGCUGAUGCCUCAACCAGGAUCAGCAUCGGAUCUGUGCACAGCGCGCACAGUCAUCUUAGGGUCUCCAGCAAGCAUUCUGGGCGCCAAGCUGCCAGGUGUGCUGUGGUGGCUGAGGCAAGUUCUGAACUGGGAGCACUGUCAGGCAUCGAGGUGGUGGGACUGCAGUCUGGCGCCCUGACAGAUGUUACCUCACUUUGCAAGCAGACCUCUGGCUCACCCUGCAUAAUGGUCUUCUUCACUCAUUGGGGUGACCUGGGGUCCUGGGAAUACGCCCAGAGAUUGGUCAAGGUUCUACCGAAGCUGGAAGACGCAGGCAUUGAGAUCGUCGCCACUGGACUGGGCUCAGUGUCAGGGGGUCGCGAGUUUUCCAAGUGCACAGGCUUCCCUCUGGACAGGCUGUAUGCAGACCCAGCAGGCGAAUGCCACAGGGCACUGGGAUUCAACCCAGGUUUUGCAAGAGAUGCUGAUAUCAGCCCGUACAUCAAGUUGCUGACGAUGCUGGCUGGGGUGGGGUCGCCUGGAACGAUUCAGGAGGUGCUUAGGGGUUACAUCGGCGACCGUGAGAGUAAGCCCGUGUACGAUCAGGCGUCUCCAUUUGACCUCCUUGGAACUGGCUACCAGAGGCCUUUUGAGCUGGCAACAUUGCGCCUCAAGAACAUGGUGGACAUCCUCCCGAAAUGGGAGAAGCUGUGUCCGCCGGACAACAACCUGCUUGUGCAGCAAGGCGGCACCCUGGUGUUCAAGGGCGACGAAGUCGUGUUCAAGCACGAAGAUUCGGGAAUACUGAAGACGGCCGAUGUGGAAGAGCUUCUGGCCGCCGUGGCUCCCGCAGCGGCGGACCAGCAAUGA